Molecule: messenger RNA, 1186 nt
Organism: Marchantia polymorpha subsp. ruderalis
Lineage: Eukaryota; Viridiplantae; Streptophyta; Marchantiopsida; Marchantiales; Marchantiaceae
Source: the annotation of a GenBank genome assembly
GCCAGCCUUAUGAACAUCGGGGCCCCGCCAUUCGCACGCCAGAGGAUCUACUGCCUACAGCCCGGACCGGCGACGGGCCGACCCAGGCCCUGUUUCACUCUGGGACCGAUCGAUCUCGAGCAUAUUCUGCAGGAUGCUCAAGGAGUGCACAAUCCGGAGUCAUCCAUGGCGCUGGGAAAGCUGCAUGCAAUCUUCGCUCGUAGAGUAUUCCAAUUUAUUUUCGCCUGCUUUAUGCAUAAGGGCUUUGACUUAGGGCCCGAUGAUCGGAUAUAGAAAUCCUGUGACGCACGAUAUUUUUCUGUCCGAAGAGGGAUUCUUCUGCUGCAAUUGUCCGAAAUGGCAUGUGAGCCGGAUGAGGCAGAAGGGCAGUAACUCAAGCCUCCGAGCUGUGCUAGGGGAGUCUGGGCGCUUUAUCCAUGAGCAUGCUGCUGGUCGAUCGUACGAGCCCACCUCAAGAGUGUGACGUGCGAUGUUCUUAUGGGCGGCCGAUCGCCAGCUUCGAAUCUACUUCAGCCGCAGAUUUUAUUAGUAUAAAACAAGGCUUGUGCUCGCCAUGUACCGCAAGUCGCACUGGCGGUAUUGAGGUUCGGGAGUCGGGCUGAAAUGAUACAGGCAGGGUGGGGGCUGUGAGAGAGCUGCUGAUGCUGUUAUAAUCCGGGCACCUCGGCCGGAGUGGUGCUCCAUCACAUCCAACAGGUAAUCAUUAUAUCACAGUCGUGAGGUUUAUCCCUACAAUACAGAGGCGGAUACAAAAGGAAAUGGUUGUUUACGUCGAUUGUUGGUAUUCGCGUGUCUUGAUUGACACAUGGGCAACCUCGUCACGUGUGCUGGGCCUUGUCCGAAGAGCGAACAUAAGCCUUCGUACUUUCGCUUUCGGAACAACCGACAGUAGUUGGCGUUGAGACGAAAAUCAGGGCUGGAAUAAUCUUGUUUAUGAAGGUUAGCUGUUCCAUUAAUGCUUCGAAAUGUUUCUGCGAAGGGUAUCCAUCACUUAUUGUAUUCCAGGCAUCCUCGGUCGCUUGGGUACUGUGGUUACGAUAAGAGAGUGUACUGUUUUGUGUGAGCGAUCAGCAUACCGCUGCUUCACUCUAGCAUGCUUCAUAACCGUCAAACAAUGUUUAAUAAAAUUAAUCCACAUCGGUCUUCCGUUUUUUUCUGUUGGGUGUUCUUGUUUCUCAUACCUGUC